CUGGUCUACUCUAUUUGGUGUUCUCUAAGCUUCUUGUGCAUUUAUAGACAUUUCCUUCUGUAAGUUAGAGAAAUUUUCUUCUAUGAUUUGUGUCAAAGAUAUUUUCUGGACCUUUGUAUUGAGAGUUUUCUCCAUUUCUAUUAUUCUUACAUUUGGUAUUUUUCGUAGUGUCCAAAAUUUCUUGGAUAUUUUGUGCCAGAAAGUUUUUAGCUUUAGCAUUUUCUUUGACUGAUGUAUCAUUUUCUUCUAUGAUAUCUUCUAUGCCUGAGAUUCUCACUUCAAUCUCUUGUAUCCUGACAGUAAUGCUUGUGUCUAUAGUUCCUGUCUUCUUUCCAGGGUUUUCAUCUCUAGGAUUGCCUCAGAUUGUGGGGGUUUUUUAUUGCUUUUAUUUUCAUUUUCAAGUUUUGUACAGUUUUAUUCAUUACUUUCAUCUGUUUUAUUUUAGUUUUGUGUAUUUGUUUAAUUGGUUUAUUCAUUUCCUCUUUAAAGGCCUUUAUCAUCUUCAUAAGAUUAGAUUUAAGCCCAUUUUCUUGUAAUUCAGUUGUGGUAAGAUAUUCUGUGCUUGCUGUAGUAGGAGAUGUGGGUUCUAGGAUUGCCAUAUUGCUGUGAUUUUUGUUGAUUGUUUUCUUAUGCUCUGGUCUUUAGCCAUCUGGUUGUUCCUAGUGCUGGCAUGCCUAGUAGUCCCUGAUAGGAGUAGGCCUCUGGGAUUACAGGUAGAGCUUGUUGUCCUUGGUGAUAGCAGGCUUCCAAGGAUUCAGGCAGGGCUGGUAGACCCUUUUGGUUUCAGGCUGCUAGUUGUCCUGGGUAAUAGCAGGUCUCCAGGAAUCCUGGUAGACCUGGUAGUCCCUGAAGAUUUCAGGCCUCUGUCCUGGUCAGCAACAGGCCUCCAGGGAUUUAAGUUGUGGCCUGGGAAAUGAAACACAAAUAGGGCAGGGUGGAGCUUUCUACUGCUGGGUUUGCUUAGUGUGGCUGGCAGGUAGGGAAAUCACGUACCACCCACCUAGUCUCACCUAGUGGCCCAUGAUGGCUAUGGGUGUCUGGGUUGUGAUUCGAGUUGUAGAACUUAAGAUGGAACACAAACAUGCCAGGGAAGACCUCACAGCUUCUGGGCUUGCUGUGGAUACAGCAAGCAGAAGUCUGGGUCUUGGGAACUCACCUGGUUGUCCCUGGAAGCAGCAGGCUUCUAGAGAGGAGCUGUCUCAUUAAGAGUUCCUAAUUGCUCUCUCCAGAUUCUUUGCUGGAAUAUUUCAACCUAACAUAUAUGCUAGAUAAUCAGUAGAUUCUCUUCUCUACAUUUUUAUAGGAGCAAAUCAUCAUCUCCAAUGUAGCAAAAUUCUCUUUACUUCAUCAAACUUUUUUCCCUAAGUUAUCUGAUUCAGUCCACAAACUAUUAUCCAUAUAAUGAUAAAUUAUGGAAUGAGGAAACUGUUUAAGAAUUAUUUUUAAAGGCUGUUGUUGGUACCAAGACCUGCGAGGCCUGUGACGUCAUAUAGGCAACAAUUAGAACUAUAGGCCUGUUGCCAAGGCAACAGCUGCCAUAUACCCAGAAUUCAAUGGCCCACCUUUACCUGUAAUUUACAUCAUCACCCGUAUAUAACUAGGUAGUGUUUCUCCCCCCCCCCCCGUUUCUUUCCUUCCUUCUUCCCACCCACUACCCCUUUCCCCAUCUUAAAGUCCCACGUGGAACUGUUUAGCCUGGUGUAUCUCAUUGCAGCCCACAUCUCCACCGCAUCCCCGCGGCCCAAGCGGUGGGCAGACAGGUGAUCUGUGCUGCAGUGUAGGCAGAUGGACCUGCGUAGAAAAACCAACAUUUUGGCGAGCCCAGCCAGGAGAUCCUGCCUACAACUGCUAUGAACAGGACUGAAGACACCCCCGCAGUUAUCACCUCCACAGCUGUCCCCCUCCCCCCACCAUCGCUUCUGCUGCCAGUCGUAGUCGCCACUGCUAGUGGACUUUGCAACCUGGGACUCACGGGCUUCAUCACGUGAGCUGUGUGCUACGGCUUUCCACAUGGGUUGUUUCUGGGACACCCGACCAAACAGUUCCACACUCCCGGCUAUCGGAUUGCACAUCUUUAACAAAUACGCAGCGGCUUAUCAGUAAGGUGCUUCGGUUGGCUGGAGGGAAUCUUAGCUGCAGAAGGGAUCUGGCCAACCUUUCCAGAGCCAAGAUUUGCCUCUCCAGCUAACAUUUGUGAUAGGACAUUUAAGCCCCGGGUGUACCCCAGUCCAGUAACCCUAAAAUCUCCCAUUAGCUUUUACAGCUGCAGACAAAGUCCUGGCCCAGGCGGGGCACUUCCUCUGGCGUUCUGAGAACGCCUCAGCUCCUAAAGGCCUUCGAGACAGCCUAGGCCCUUUAGAUUAGCUACAUUUUGUUGUUGUUACUCUACCAGAAUGCUGGAUUUGUAUCUAACAACAUUCCUACUUUCCCACCCACCCGAUGGGCAAUAAAUUGUCUUCUUCAGUAACUCCAGGCACCCUACUGGGAUGUCUUCUGGAAAAUCUCAAGUCUCUGAAACUAACACACAAUUUGAGGAGGUCAAAACUAAUAAACCUCUGUAAUAAGGUCUGGAUUCAAUAUAAGUUAGACAAUAAUUCCAAAUGGCCACCUAAUGGAACCCUAGAUCCAAUUGUUUUAAGGGAUCUUAAUACAUACUGUCAGCAAUCCGGUAAAUGGGACCAAGUUCUAUAUGUUCAGGCUUUUAUCUAUCUCUGCUCUAAGCCUUCUCUCUGCUCUGCCUGCUCCCUAUCACAGCUUCUCCUAGCCAUGAAACCUGCUCACCCUCCGCUAGAUGGUGCUACUUUUGAUCCCGCUGACGAGCCACCACCCACCCGUGCCAGGUCUUUUGGGACUGCGAAAUCCCAAACUGCAGCCUCGGUCUCUUCUUCUCACCAGGUCCUGGACUCUACCAACCCGACCUCCCCAGAUCCCUCUUCUCCCUCUGUGCCAGCUACAGGUUACUCCAAACGCCCUGAACUGGCGCCAACCUUUACCCCUCCGAUUGCACGUUCUAAGGCUACAGCCAAACCCCCAAGUUCUUCUCCUCUGAGGACACCUGACCCAGCGCCAGUCCUUCCUCUGAGGGAAGUGGCUGGAAUUGAUGGUCUGGUUAGAGUACAUGUUCCUUUCUCGUUGAAGGAACUUUCUCAAAUAGAAAGUAGACUGGGUUCUUAUACUUCUAACUCCUCUAACUUUAUUAAAGAGUUUCAGUACAUUACUCAAUCUUACAGCUUAACUUUCCAUGAUAUUCAUAUGAUUCUUACUAACAAUUUACUUCCUGAUGAAUGCAGGCAAGUUUGGGAAGAGGCAAGAAUGCAUGCAGACGAAAUUCACCAGACAGACAAAAGCUAUCCAAUUAGAUCUGAGACAGUGCCUGACCAGGACCCUCAGUGGAAUUACAAUUCCACAGAUGGUAUUUUAGCCAGAGACGGGUUUGUUACAUGCCUUCUGGCUGGUCUCAGAAAGGCAGCCUUAAAGCCAAUAAAUUUUGAAAAACUCCAAGAGGUUGUCCAAGACAAACAGGAAACCCCAUCUCAGUUUUUAGAACGCCUGACAAAGGCUUUGUUACAAUACACUAAUCUAGAUCCCCAAAAUCCCGAAGGUAAGCAACUUUUAAUGACUUAUUUCUUUUCCCAGAGCUACCCCGACAUAAGAGCUAAACUUAGGCACUUGGAGAGGGGACCCCUAACUCCACAGGUGGAAGGCUUGGCACUGGCCUUCAAGGUAUGCGCUGGUCUUCAUGGGAGAGAUGAAAAAGCCCAAAAACAAAAGUACCACAUGCUGGCAAAAGCUGUCCGACCAGCUCCAGCUACCACCCCAGGCCCCUGGCCUUCCAAGGCUCAGGUACCACAAGUUCCCUGCUAUAGAUGUGGUCAACAAGGUCACUGGGCAAAGAUUUGCCCCACCCCCCCGCAAGCCAAAAGGACCAUGUCCUAGGUGUCAUCGUGAGGGACAUUGGGCCGUCGAUUGCCCUCGUGUGGCGCAGAACAGAGGGCCAUCCCUUCCAGAAACCCCUCCAACUGACCUCCUAGGCUUGGCUAUGGACGAAUGAAGGGGCCGGAGCUCCUUCGACCCAACCUCGCCCAUCACCAGCAGAGAGCCCAGGUGGACCCCAGAGUUUGGGAUGUCCAGAACCCCUCUGUUGCUAGACAUCAUUCUCCUGUUGUCAUCCAGUUACUGGACCCUACCAGAACCGUGCUCUAUUAAGCUCUGGAGGACAUCGAGACCAUCCACCUUGUCCCCAAUUCCAGAACAUGAGACUCCACUCCGGCAGCUGAGCUCGAUCUCAUUGGAUUAGACAUGGGUUUCUUGUCCUACCCCUGCUGUUCUUCGUUUCCAUCCAGGGCAGUCCUUACAUCUGGAGAUUCGAGGUUCAAGAAACCCCCACAGAUAACAAACAGUCUUUCCAAAUAGGGUCAUGAAACUGCUCCAUAGCCAGAUGCUAGGAACCAAUCCAAAUUGCAAUCAUCCCUGUAUCUGUUAUCCCAUCUAAGUUUUAUGAUCUCUAUACUUGCUUUCUCUUUGACCAGACAGAAGAUUACUGUAAAAAAUGGCCAGAUGAAUAUGGGGGCUGCCCAUAUUGGUCUUGUCAGAUACAUAGGCUAGGAUCACAGGUCAAUCAUUUCUUCUAUCAACACCGCAACACACUUUUCUUCUACAUACAAGACCCAUGGGAUCCCAGGUGGGAGACAGGAGUUGUUGGUAAGCUCUAUCGUAAAAACCAGCCCAGUUCCCCAGUAAGUACCAUCCAUAUUCAGAGAAAAUAUAUCUCAAUUGCCCAACCCCUAGAUAUUGGAAAAGUAGGGGAGAUAAUUAAACACUCCUCUGAGGUCCUUGAUUCUUUGACAGCACCCCUCAUAAAUGGCACUAACUUGUCAUUUUGCCUGUUGCUUCAAACCCUGACCUCAGCAUACCAGCUCCUUAAUGUCACCAGGCCUGGUUGCUUUAAAGAUUGUUGGUUAUGUGUACCUCCAGGAAUUGACUCAAAACUGUCACUUACAGCUUCUCCAGUGAUACUGCCAAAUAACCUUAUCUCACCUUUUGUUAGCUGUUCUGACUCCAAUGUCACCAUGACUCCGUACCUUACCUCUGUCCCUCUCUUUGGCAUGGCAAACUGUUUUACGACCUCUGGGACACUUCUGUAGGAACACUAAGCUCCCUAGACUGUAAUAAAACUGUAAGCCUUGAUAUAUCAUCUCUGCCACAAUGCCCUGCAAUCCAGAACACGUCAAUUCUUUGUGGCACUCAGGUAUAUCAUCGUCUACCUGACAGCUGGUCAGGAGUUUGCACGUUGGUACUCCUUUUCCCUAAACUGGGAAUAAUCCAAGGAAAUGAGCCCCUGCCAAACCCGGUUGUAGAUAUGAUAGCUGCUCGACAUGAGAAGGCAGUUCAGAUCGUGCCACUCUUGGUCGCUACAGGAAUAGCCAUAGGUGUUGGUACUGGUGUGGCAGGAAUAACGACUUCUCUGGCCCAAUACAAUACAUUCACUUCCCAGUUUAAAAGCGAUCUCCAGGGAAUGACUGAAACUGUGCUUACUAUCCAGAAGCAGAUCAAUUCUUUGGCAGCUGUGGUCCUUCAGAACCAACGGAGCCUAGAUGUCCUGAUAGCUAAAGAAGGUGGUCUUUGCCUAUUCCUCCAAGAAGAAUGCUAUUUCUAUGUCAACCAAUCCGGGACAGUGAGAAACAAAAUCCAGGAGCUUCAGUCAGACAUAAAGAACUUCAGAGAUCCUUCUGUUACAGAAUUACCAGCCGCUGCCCACGGAAGAGCCGCUGUCUGCAGAGAAUGCAAUGACCUAUGAUGAUGUGCAUGUGAAUUUCACUUGGGAAGAGUGGGCUUUGCUGAAUCCUUCCCAGAAGAGUCUCUACAAAGAUGUGAUGCAGGAGACCUAUGAGAACCUCACUGCUAUAGGCUACAAUUGGGAAGACCAUUAUAUUGAAGAACAAUUUCAAAGUUCUAGAAGAGAUGGAAGGCAUAAAAGAGGUCGUACUGGAGAUAAACCCUAUGAAUGUAAUCAUUGUGGUACAGCUUUUGCAAGGCAUGGUCACCUUCAAAGGCAUAAAGGAACACAUACUGGAGAGAAACUUUAUGAAUGUAAUCGAUGUGGGAAAGCCUUUGCAUGGAGCUGUCAUCUCCGAAUACAUAAAAGAACACAUAUUGGAGAGAAACCUUAUGAAUGUGAUCAAUGUGGUACAGCUUUUGUAAGUCACUGUCGUCUUCAAAGACAUAAAAGAACACAUACUGGAGAGAAACCUUAUGAAUGUAAUCAAUGUGGUAAAGCCUUCUCACAACACAGUACUCUACAAGUUCAUAAAAGAAUUCAUACUGGAGAGAAACCCUAUGAAUGUAAACAAUGUGGUAAAGCCUUUACACGUCACAGUCAUCUCCAAAGACAUAAAAGAACACAUACUGGAGAGAAGCCUUAUAUAUGUAAUCAAUGUGGUAAAGCUUUUGCUUAUCAAAAUAGUCUCCAGUAUCAUAAAAGAACACAUAUUGGAGAGAAAUCUUAUAAAUGUAAGCAAUGUGGUAAAGUCUUUGCAUGCCGUAGUCAUCUUCAAAUACAUAAAAGAACACAUGCUGAACAAAAAAGCUAUGUAUGUAACCAAUGUGGUAAAUCCUUUGCUUUUCACAGUCAUUUCCAAAGACAUAAAAGACAUAUUGGAGAUAAACCUUAUGAAUGUAAUCACUGUGAUAAAGCCUUUGCAAGUCACAAUAAUCUUCAAAAACAUAUAAGAAGACAUACUGGAGACAAACCUUAUGAAUGUAAUCUAUGUGAUAAAGCCUAUGCACAUCACAGUCAUCUCCAAACACAUAAAAGAAUGCAUAUUGGAGAGAAACCCUACAAAUGUAAUCAAUGUGAUAAAGUGUUUUCACAACAAUGUUCUCUACAAGUCCAUAAAAGAAUACAUACUGGAGAGAAACCCUAUGAAUGUAACCAAUGUGGUAAAGCCUUUACAUGUCACAGAUAUCUCCAAAGGCAUAAAAGAACACAUACUGGAGAGAAACCCUAUGAUUGUAACCAAUAUGGUAAAAUAUUUGUGCAACAUACUACUCUCCAAAACAUAAAAAAGUACAUAGUUGAGAGAAACUCUAUGAAUAUAAUGUGUGGUAAAACCUUUGCAGGUCAAAGUCAUUUUCAAAAGCAUGAAAAAAAUCAUACUGGAGAGAAACCUCAUGAAAGUAUUUAAUAUGGUGAAGCCUUUGCACAUUUCUAUAGUCUUCAUCAUCAUGAAAGUAUUCCUACUGGAGAGAAAUUCUACGAAUGUAAGCAGUGUGGUAAAGCCUUUGUGUUAUGGGUCCAUUUAGAUCCACACAAGUCAAACACCAGAUCAAUGCAAAUGACAAAAAUUAAUUGUAAUAAAGCUGCUACUGAUUAAUCAGGGCCUUAGAACAUAUUCUGGAGGUGAAAUACAACCCAUGUUACAGAGCUUUUAAGCUUGAAAAUCACAAACAUCUGUGCUAAGUUACAGCUACAUUUUUCUGCCAAUCAGCAUUUAGGGAUAGCAGCUUUUCUUAUGUGAUUGCUCUAUGUCAAUGGAUACAGAAUGCAUGUUUUACACUCUAAUUAAUCAUAUCAAUUUGUUCUUUUGUAUUUAGAAAUAGUCAUUAUGUUUGGGGGAUCAAAAGAUGUCAACAGAUGCUGUUGUUAGUAACAGUCAUGUUUUAGGGAAUAGAAGCCAUGGUUAGCUUGAGGUGCUAUGGAUAUGUAUAUAUUAUUUGAUGUUGAUUGCUUUUUUAUGUUCAUAUUAUCUACCAUUUGACAGUUCCUCUAAAAACUACUGCCUUCUGAGGGAAUUAUCUCAAGAUUGUAAUGUAACAGCAAUGAUAAUGUAACAGCAAUAAGAUUUAUUAAUUUUUUCUGUUGUGUGUGUGUGUAAUGUAAUUAUUGGUUUUCUAUGUUGGAUAGAUUGGAGACUGGAAAACAACUUUCUACUUUGACCAUCUUUCUAUGGUGAUAAAGGUCAGGUUUCCAGUUUUGCACACCACAGAAAUUUUCCACCACAGAAAUUUUCCACUGAAUUGUCUCACUGAGGUUCAAACAAGAUGAAUAAAAUAUUGUCUUCUUUUCAAAUUGUAAACAUAUUGUCAUCUAAGGAUCGAGGAAAACAGGAUGAUCUUAAUAAUAAAUCCUCUUUGCAAAUGAAAAUGA
Apodemus sylvaticus (European woodmouse) is the source of this 8146-nucleotide messenger RNA. RefSeq names its product zinc finger protein 431-like. NCBI's taxonomy places the organism in Eukaryota, Metazoa, Chordata, Mammalia, Rodentia, Muridae. Gene Ontology annotation, biological process: central nervous system development; negative regulation of transcription by RNA polymerase II. The record is from RefSeq and is a predicted model, not a curated record. Gene Ontology annotation, molecular function: RNA polymerase II cis-regulatory region sequence-specific DNA binding; DNA-binding transcription repressor activity, RNA polymerase II-specific. Bases 5787 to 7184 code for a protein of 465 amino acids. Gene Ontology annotation, cellular component: nucleus. The transcript is spliced from 5 exons.